AUGCAGGCAAAGGCCUCCCCGAUUGAAGCGGUGACCACUUCUUUGCGGCACCACUAAUCAGCAUCAGCCUCUCGCAAACAGAUUGUCUUGAAUCUUCAGGACUCUGGCCUAGCAGCUCUCGGAUGGAGUGUCCUUAGCAUCUACAAUGGAACUGCAUUCCAUAGGGGAGAAACCGUACGGCAGAGAAGACGAAGGCCUUCGAAGAACAGCGUUUUUCCCCUAUAGGAACACCCAGUCUGAGCAAAGUGAGAGAGGACUGCAAAACGAGGGAGUAACGCCUGUUUCCGGAGGCUAUGAAGAUGGUCAGACUCCUCUGCCCUCUUUGAACACUUUGCCUGCCCCUUCAAACAUUGCCAAGAGUAGAAACCCCCCUUUUGCUGGCCAUCCCGCUUUCCCUUCUCCACAGCCCCAAAACGCUCGAUCUCAAUGGCAAAAGGUGCAAGCCCCUCAGGAAGAGUUGGGGGACGAGCCUCCGGCAAAGGGGGGUAGAUUGACAGGGACGGUGGUGCAAACGGCACCCCCCGAGAGGGAUGCUUUCGCUGCAGCUGCUGCGGGCCUUGCGGCGGCUCUUAGCCCCCAGUCAGGGGCUGCCUCAGCAUUUAGCUCUGCUAACACUCAGAUUCUCUCUGGGCUUCGGAAAGGGAGAGCGGCAGAUUCUCUGGAGCCCUCCAGCGCUGGAGAAAGCGCCGGUGAUAUAAUGCCAGGCAGGUUUACAAGGUGGGGGAGCGCCAACCAAAGAGGCGGGGGCGCCUAUGAUGGGGCAGCGAAUGUUUGGGAUCUGCAGACAGCGAUUGGACAGGGGAUGCUAACCGAGUGGGGAGAAAAGAGGGGCUCGGCAGAGGAAGGAGUGUUGCAGAACGACGGGCGGAAGUCCGCUUCCGAGCACGAUAAGCUGAGGGGAUCCGGGGAGGGCGGGGUGCCUGAUUGGGACGCAGCGUUGUUUGGGGAGUAUCGGUCUGGGCGACAAGAGAGCAGGAACAACGCUGCUUUAUUGGCAGGUGCGCCUGCGUCGGACUCCGCCACAAGAGCAAGAAAUGUUGGGGUAUUACAGCAAGAAGAAGGGGGGGCGCAACGGAGCACAGAAAGGAGGGGGAGGGAUCCUCGAGGGUUUGGGGUUGACAGAGUGGGCUCAGCCGGGACAGGUGUAGACUUGAGAACGCGGUCAGAACAAAGUGCAGCUGGUGGACCAUUUGAGGGCGAGUUUUUUCAAGAGGGGGAAGGAAACGGAAGGUCAGGUUUGAGCGAUGGUCAAGGCGUGAGGCAGGGGCCUGCUGCAGGGCAGGGGACAAAUCAAAAGGCGGAACGGGGUUUGGUGAAGGGCGGGGAUCGGGAUCUUGAGGGAGUGAAAGCGGAGAACCGCAGACGAGAGGGAGGGCGGAGUCCGGCCGAUGCGAGUUGGAACGCGAAGGACGUGCUGUCGCAGCAGACAGAGAUGCUGGCGCUGAUGCAGAAGCAGGUUGACCUCCUCCAAGCCCUCCUGGUUAAGCAGCAACCCGCUGCUAAAGCCGUCACCAACCCCACAACCCGGCCUGCUGUCACCACCUCCGCUGUCAACACCUCCUUUCUGCCGCCAAAUCCGAACCCCCAUUUCGAUUCCCAUUCGGCGGAUCGAGUAGUAGCACGACGCCAGGUGGCAGAGAUCGGGACAAACACGUCGCUUGCGUGGCCUGCCCCAACUCCCAUCCCAAACGGCUGGAACUCUGUUCCUGUCCAAAUCGCAACCACGGGAGCUGGGGAGGUAUACUCACAACGGGGGGCAAAAGCAGGGGUUUUUCAAAACGACGAAGAGAGCGAAGCGUUUGAAAGGGACUUCUCAGAGGGCCAAAGGAGAAUCAAGGGCAGAGGGAAGGACGGGAAAAGUGAGCGGCCGAGGGAAGGAGGGGUCAGCGAAGUAAGAGCAGAAUCGACGGUGCAGCAGUUGAGCGACUACCGGACAGAAUUCGAGCCCGACUUCGUUGCUGCUCCUCCCCAAGCGUACGGAAUCGGGACUGCUCACAGGUCCGGUUUGGACGGUCGUUCCGGGACUGAGGUCAGCAAACCCAGGCAAACGGCGUCUGCUGACGUCAGCAAAGACGGGCGAGGGCAUGCCUCAGAGCAACGUCCUGUGGAGCCGAGAGAAAGACCCGCAGGGCGGGGUGUGCGAAUGGAUGCUGCAACGGAAAGGCCUCAUCUUGAAUUUGGCACGGGCGGGUUUGACGGCGGCGAGCCGAAUGGUAACGCCAGCGCCCAGCGGGGUGACGUCAGGGGCGACGUCAUAGAGGGGGAAGAGCAGGGGUGGCUCAGCAGCCGGUCCUCUUCGGCGUCGUCUCUGGUGCUCUCGGAACUAGCGGCACCUUUGGAAAGAGCGGAUGAGGAUGGCGGUUUUGAAAGUCGGCGGGGGGAAGAAGAAGACACGGCGCAUGCGCAACAUUGGGAACGGGAAAUGAGGGGCCAUGGUACAAACGAGCGAGCAGGCGAAUCGCUGUUACAAAGAAGGGAAGUGCGAGAACGAGAUCUCGGAGGUGGCGACAUCCAUGAGAGGGAGCUCGGAGCUCUUCGGGACGGGUUAGCAGCAGUUAGAAACGAGACCGGAGGGGUGCAGACAACUGACGGAGGCCCUCCCAAAGCGGGAGCUGUUUCGUUGGAAGCCCUGAACGGUUUUGUGGCAGGAAGAAACGGUGGAAAAGAGAGGGACGUCGGAGCUAGGUUCUCUGACGCAGGGGUCCGCUUAGGAACUUCAGAUCAUCGACGAGUUCCCCGCAAACCAACGGGAAAGCUUGAAGGGGGAGGGGAGUUUGGCAGGCGAGGCGAGCGGGUUGAGAAAGCAUUCCUCGGAAGCGGUUGGGGCGCAGGGGGCGGAGCACCGGUUCUAAAGGCGCACCUGCUUGACAUCCCGCAGAUCAAGUACGUGCCGCUCUCGGACGACGAUGACAGCGAGGCCGAAGAAACAACCGGACGGUUUCGGACGGCUGACGUCUUGCCACGUGGCAGCUUUGCGACCAAUGGGGGGCCACGUGACAGACUGGGACGUGAAGACGGGGGGGAGAGCGAUGGCAAGGAGAGGGCGAAUGGGGUGGUGCCACGUGGCGCCUUGCGGGAGCGAGGGGGUAUCGAGAAGAAACGAACGGCUGAGCGUUCUGGGUCGGAGUUAACCCACGACGGGUCAACGUAUCUGGUGGACUUGUCGGUGGACUCCCGGCGGUACCUAACCCAGCACGGUCUGUUGCAAACCCGCAGCCGGCCGCCAACUCUGAAGCCACUGGAAGAGGAUCGGGUUUUGCGAAACCAAGAUCCGGAUGACAGCCUAGAAAUGAGCGAGAGGGGUCUUGAAACGGGUAUCGACUCGUCAGUCUGCGAAAGGGGAGGAGUUUGGGGCGAAAGCGGGGGAGGGGUUUGGGAGGAGCGGAGUCGGGUCUUGAGGGCCGCUCAGAUUGAGGAGUGCGACUCCUCGAUGUUUCUCAGCGGUACGGAGGUGCGGCUCGCGGGGGCGGCGGAAGCGCCACCGUUGUGGGCGACCGACUCGAUGGCUGAGGGAAGCACCCUCGCUGCUGACGUCAGCCGCCCCGGCAGCACGCACUCGGCCGCGCCGCCGCUUGCGGCGGAAGCCUCGGGGAAUCUCCUCGAAGCCGUGCGGCGCAAGAGGUUGCCCAAGCUCAGGUAG
This is a messenger RNA of Klebsormidium nitens, 3640 nucleotides long. Lineage: Eukaryota; Viridiplantae; Streptophyta; Klebsormidiophyceae; Klebsormidiales; Klebsormidiaceae. The record is from the annotation of a GenBank genome assembly.